UAUUUGUAAAUAAAUGAAAAGAUUGUAUUUUAUGUUAAAAACAAAGUAAAUGCGGUGAGCAUACACGAAGACUACGACAUGGAGGUGGCUUCUGUUGAUGAGAAUCAAAUUUAUAUGGUAAAACAAGCUCAAAGCGUGCGUAACACCGAUCCAAGCGCUGCCAAGGCAUGGAUAUUGACCGCCAAGACUCUCUUCCCAAAUGCCUUCAAUGUGCAGUAUGAGGCUUACUUGCUAGAGCGAGAUACGAGAAACUAUGAGGAGGCUGCCAAGUGCUUCAGCGCCAUUGCCAGUAACUUUAGCAAUCAGCAUGAGGAGCUCUGGCAAGAGGUGCACGCUUUAACUAAUGCGCUGCGCAAUGAAAGCGAAAACACGCCGGAGCAGGAAUUCUAUUCGAAGAUGUACAAGCACUUGGCGCCAGAGGUGCAGCAUAAUAUUUUUGUACACGCCAUCACCAACAGUGGUGAUAAUAUGCAACAGUGCAUACAAAGUUAUAUACUAAUGUUCAACAAGUUUCCGAAAACGGCGGCAACACAAGCGCCACGCCUGCUCGAAAUGCUAGCCGAGGGUAUGAAGGGAGACUCAGACGUAUACCAGCGCCUGCUAGUGGAGGAAGUGCUGCCGAUGAUACAAAACAAGCCACCAGAGCUGUCGCCGCUGCUAGCCUGUCGGCUAUAUACAAAUUCCCUUGAAUACUAUCUGCGCCAGAUUAUGGACGAUGAUAAGUGCGAUACUUCAGAGGCUUGGAAGAACAUCUUCAAGGUGCUAACGCUGUGUGGACAAAUGAUGGGCUGGGAGGCGUUCAUGCCAUUUAGUAAGCAAGUGAAUCAGAAUGUCUACUGGGACAAGUUGGUCAAAAUCUUGCGUGGCAGUCCUGCGGGCAGCUCACAGGUAUUAUUUUAUGCCACCACACUGUUUAUCUACUCCCUGCAUGGCUACAUACGCAAGCUGCGCGUUGACGAUGCCGAGGUGAGUCAUGUCUUGGUGGAAGGUUUCUUGGACUGGUCGCCUGAAGGCCCUGAAAGCAUGGAUUGGACAGCGGAUGGUGGCGAUGGACAGAGCAUGGAGCCGCCCAAAUUCUCAGCGACCACUACAAUCAGUCAAGAGCUUUCCGAGGCGUUUCUACAUGCCGCACGCUGCUGGCAGCUACUCAACACCGAACAGUUUCAGCGCGAUUUCAGUCAGCUUAUGUUGGCGCUGCCCUUGGCACCUUGGAUCUCGCGCUUUCUUUUCGAUCUGGCCAUAUACUUUGGCCACCGCGACGAGGCCAACAAGCUCAUGAAUGACAUGACAGCACAGAAUACCCAUGUACAGAGUCUGCAGAUUCUAAGUCUUAAUCUCAUGCAAGGCAGCAUGACUCUGCAAGGCUUCCAGUGCAUACUUAAGCUGCUCGGCGACCUGCCCACCACCAGUGGCACGCUGUUGGAAAAUGUUAGUCUCAAAGGACAUCGCCACAUGAUCUUUCUGCCGCUUACCAAGAAUGCGCUCGUCCAGUACUGCACGUGCGCCUUAAUAAGUCGCUUGAGUCGACUGCUCUUCGAACCCAGCAGCUGCACUGAUCGUCUGUUAGCUGAUCUGCUAACGCUGCUCCAGCUUAAUCAGGUCGAUGACGACGUGGUGCUUAAACAGCACAUCUUCCAGCUGAUUACCCAACGCAAAUCCUUCAAUCUGCAUGUGCUCUCCAACUAUAUCAUCGCUACGGACAUCAUAGAGGAGCUGGCUUUCAUUUGGAACUCUCAGCAGCAGGACGAGGCCGGCUUUGAGCUAACAGGCUCGCCGCCAAACGCAACUGUCGUCGGCACAACUACUGGUCCAGCUCAGCCACGACGCAUUGGCACACGCGGCGCCGAUAAAGGUGCACGAGAUGAGUUCAAGUCCAUUAUACGCCAGCAAAUAGCACGCUGUAACGACAAUGUGCCUACAUUAAUUGCAAACUUUGUUACCCAAGAGCACUUAGUACUGGCGCAGCACAUCUUUGGCAUGGCGCCGCCGGUGGAAACAAUUGUAAUCAAGUAAGUAAGUCAGGAAGAAAGC
Molecule: messenger RNA, 2031 nt
Organism: Drosophila busckii
Lineage: Eukaryota; Metazoa; Arthropoda; Insecta; Diptera; Drosophilidae
Gene: IntS10
Product: integrator complex subunit 10
Exons: 3
Coding region: 79-2013 (644 amino acids)
Biological process (GO): snRNA processing
Cellular component (GO): integrator complex
Source: RefSeq, a predicted model, not a curated record